CAAAGAUAUAUCUAGCCUUACUGCCUUAGAACCCAAUUCUUGUCAAUGGGAAGCCAAAUGAAGAAGCAAUGGCUUCAAUUUGCUUGUGUUUUGACAUUUUUCUUGAUUGCCACAUGCACUAUGGCAUAUUCACCUUACAAUUCUUAUGAAUCAUCAGACUCAACAUAUAGUAAAGUACCAACCACAGUAGUCAAAAGUGAAGACUUCAAGGUACCCUCAGAGUCGGAAAAGGAAUAUAAGUCGUCAUUUUUGCCAAAAAAUAAUUACUACAAGAAGCCAUCAAUUUCAGAGGAUAACAAUAAGAAAGUAUCAUUUGUUCCCGAACAUGAAUCAUUCUUGCCAAAGAAUGACUACUACAAGAAGCCAUUAUUUUCGGAAGAUAACUACAAGAAGGAGUCAUAUGUUCCAGAGGUACCCUCGAAGGCUAAACCAGAAUAUAAAGAGUCAUUUUUGCCAAAAUUUGACUACUUUAAGAAGCCAUCAUUUUCCGAAGACAACUACAAGAAGACUUCAUAUGUUCCAGAGGUACCCUCGAUGGCUAAACCAGAAUAUAAGGAGUCAUUUUUUCCAAAAUUUGACUACUUCAAGAAGCCAUUAGCUCCAGAAGAUAAAUACAAGAAGGCGCCGUAUGUUCCAGAGGUAUCCACAGAGCCUAAACCGGAAUACAAGGUACCAUCUUUGCCAAAGAAUGACUAUUAUAAGAAGCCAACAAUUCCAGAAGAUAACUAUAAAAAGGUGUCAUAUGUUCCAAAGGUGCCCUCAGUGCCUAAAGAAGAAUAUAAGGCACCUACUUUGUCAAAGAAUGAUUACUACAAUAAGCCAUCAGUUCCAGAAGAAAACUACAAAAAGGUACCACUUGUUCCAAAGGUGUCCUCAGUGCCUAAAGAAGAAUACAAGGUGCCUUCUUUGUCAAAAAAUGACUACUACAAGAAGCCAUCGGUUUCUGAAGAUAACUACAAAAAGGUUUUAUAUGUUCCAAAGGUGCCCUCCGUGCCUAAAGAAGAAUACAAGGCGCCUUCUUUGUCAAAGAAUGACUACUACAAGAAGUCAUCGCCUUAUCCAUCACCACCACCACCUCCAUAUUAUUAAAUUUCUUUUCAUGUUCAACAUGGAUGUUUAAUUAAAGUCCUUCUCCAGCUCAACAUAUAUAACUCAUGGAAUUCUCAUAUUAUGAGUUAGAAGGCAUGAUAUCAAAAUUUGUAUUUAUUUAUUUA
Molecule: messenger RNA, 1214 nt
Organism: Solanum pennellii
Lineage: Eukaryota; Viridiplantae; Streptophyta; Magnoliopsida; Solanales; Solanaceae
Product: adhesive plaque matrix protein-like
Exons: 1
Coding region: 46-1089 (347 amino acids)
Source: RefSeq, a predicted model, not a curated record